UCAAAGACAGUGUAGCUAGUAGGUGAGACUGUAAGUGUUAAGACAUGAAGCACUCUCACUGCAGCAGGUUGCUCCUGGUGUGCUCAGUUCUUGUGCUCUGCCUCGUAACCGGAGGCGCGAGGUGCAACAAGUUAAGCAGCAAUUUCUAUGACUGGACGUGCCCCGGAGUGUACAACAUCGUCCAGCAGCACGUGUUUUCUGCCAUGAGGGAAGAGCUGAGAAUGGGGGCCUCCCUUCUCAGGCUUCAUUUCCAUGACUGCUUUGUCAAUGGCUGUGAUGGUUCAAUCUUGCUGGAUGGUGCUGAUGGCGAGAAAUUUGCACUACCCAACAUGAACUCUGUCAGAGGGUACGAGGUCAUCGACGCAAUCAAGGCCGACCUCGAGAACAUGUGCCCCGGGGUGGUGUCCUGUGCUGACGUUGUAGCCCUUGCAGCUGGCUAUGGAGUACUCUUUAGUGGAGGGCCUUACUAUAAUGUUCUUCUGGGGAGAAGAGACGGUCUGAAGGCGAAUCAGUCAGGAGCUGCCAACGGCCUGCCCUCGCCGUUCGAACCGAUCAGCUCCAUCGUAAAGAAGUUUGCCGAUGUUGGCCUCGACACGAAAGACGUGGUGGUCCUGUCAGGUGCCCACACGAUCGGGCGAGCCCGGUGCGUGCUGUUCAGCGACCGGCUGGCGUCCACCAAGAGCUCGGCAAACCCGACGCUGGACGCCACCAUGGCCGCCAACCUGCAGAAGCUCUGCACCGGCGGCGAUGGCAACCAGACCACCGCGCUGGACGUCAGCUCCGCGGACGUGUUCGACAAGCAGUACUACCACAACCUGCUGAACAAGAAGGGCCUCCUGUCCUCCGACCAGGGCCUCUUCUCCGCCGACGAGGACGUGGUCGCCAGCACCACCAAGGCGCUGGUGCAGACGUACAGUGACGACGGCGAGCAGUUCUUCUCGGACUUCGGCGCGUCCAUGGUGAAGAUGGGGAGCAUACCGUUGCCAGCGGGAUCCGCCGACGAGAUCCGCUGCAACUGCAGGGUUCCCAAUCCCAAAUGAGCAACGGCGAGCAGAGUUCAUCGGCGGUUAGAUGAAAAAGAUGAACGGGUAGCUAGGAAGAACUAGCCGACUGGCUAAUAAAGCAAGACUGAGGAUUCAAUCCCAGGCGCUUGUCACUACUAGAAUGCAGCACUAAAGGACACACUUUGUAAGUGAUGAUUAACUACUGUAAAUGGUGCAAAGAUCAUUGUUGUAGUAUAUGUAGAAUCGAAGGAUGCCACACUAUGUAUGUAUGAGUGGUGACUUCGGGUGGCUUGAUGUAUGUUCUUGUUAGAUUUAUGUUGAAUAAUAAAUAACGAUGGCCGUAUGCAUCGAUUGAUGCAGAGGCCGGGGGUCUUAACCUCCUUUUCCAAA
This is a messenger RNA of Triticum aestivum (bread wheat), 1394 nucleotides long. RefSeq names its product peroxidase N. Lineage: Eukaryota; Viridiplantae; Streptophyta; Magnoliopsida; Poales; Poaceae. The record is from RefSeq and is a predicted model, not a curated record. Gene Ontology annotation, molecular function: heme binding; peroxidase activity. The transcript has 4 exons. Gene Ontology annotation, biological process: hydrogen peroxide catabolic process; response to oxidative stress. Bases 45 to 1040 code for a protein of 331 amino acids.